This is a messenger RNA of Monascus purpureus, 480 nucleotides long. Lineage: Eukaryota; Fungi; Ascomycota; Eurotiomycetes; Eurotiales; Aspergillaceae. The record is from the annotation of a GenBank genome assembly.
AUGUCGAGUUCUCCAGAUACAGGCCUUGUUGCCUCAUUGCUCUGGUGCUUCUCAUUUGUUGACCGUGAUUCGGAUAUGAUAUUCCAAGGCAAGAUUGCAGAGCAAUCCAGUGAAUGGGAUGCCGAUGUUGACUGGCUUGCAACCAUCAUUGCCAGAAGUGGAGCUGAUCUCCCCAAACUCUUCGACACCAUCCGCGCAAGCGGAUUUCUCGGUGAAAUCAUCCCGCACAGCUUACAGAUGUUCAAGGAGAUGCAUCCAAUGGCUGGGAUUUCUCAAAAUCCCCACGACCGCGAGGGAAAGCUGGGCUUAAAUGGUUUGCCAGAACCGAUGAAUGAUAUUUUCGGAUUUUGGCUUCCACAUGGAUUGAGCUCCGACGAUGAAAUCUACGCGACCCAGCUACGUCGAUGCUUCCAACGUUUCAACGCAAUUGAACGCGUAUUUCAAGAAGUUAAACAUCCCAGCAAACAAAUUGGUACUUGA